This is a messenger RNA of Lycium barbarum (goji berry), 3597 nucleotides long. RefSeq lists its product as uncharacterized. Lineage: Eukaryota; Viridiplantae; Streptophyta; Magnoliopsida; Solanales; Solanaceae. The coding region runs from base 162 to 3437 and encodes 1091 amino acids. The transcript is spliced from 7 exons. The record is from RefSeq and is a predicted model, not a curated record.
AGGAGAAGUUUAGGGUAACAUUGUAAUUUGGAAAAAGAAAAGAUAAAGAGUAUAGAAACAGAAUAUCCAAAACUCCACUAGUCUAGCUUUGGAAAAGGGAAAGAGAAAGAGUCUCCGCUACCUCUCUCACGGUCUGGUGGAUUGAAAAUAUUUGUUUUGAGAUGAUGGGUUUAGGGUCUUUUGGUAACGGAGGUUCAUCCAAUUUAUCACCUUUAGCCCCACCUUUUACUGUUGAUCGCUCAAAUUCAAAACAAGUGUUGAAUUUCACUGAUUCCAAUUAUAAUACUGGUACAGUACAACCAUUUGGACAACAGUCUUGGCAAUAUACUGCUGACCCUUCAGUCAAUGGAUACAAUUUUUUCCCAAACAAUGAAAUGGUUACUGAUUCUAUGCCCAAAACUUGCAUGCCUGAGUUUUCCCCAACUGAUUCUGUUAAAGUCAGCAGUAUUUGGUCAACUUCAAACCCCACCGUUAAUGCUUCGAGUGACGCGUAUUCGGGAUAUUAUACCCCUUAUGUGCCUUCAGUAGUGAAGAAUAAUGAACCGUCGUUUGAUGUUUUGCCUAAUUCGGGUAAUAUUGCUGUUAAUGUGUCGUCUCAAGUUGAUUAUACCCAGAGCUUGUCUGGUUUGGAAUACCCGGUAUCGCAUUGGAGUUUUUGGAAUAAAGUGGCUGAGGGGAAGCAAGAUGAGAGGAAGGGAGUUAAUGCUGGUGCUUCUUUUGGUUACAUGAAUAGCAUGUCUCAAGGUAAUUCACUUGAAGGUGUGAACAUAGCUGGAGAAGAUUCUGGUGCUCUGUCUGGAAAUUUUACUGACGGAGUAUAUACUGGGCCUUCAAGUAUGGGACAUGUGGAUGCCAAAUCAUAUCUCGCUCAAGAACCUGUCUACCCAUCUUUUAACUCAAAAACAGCUAUGGGUUCAAUUCUCCCUGUAUCUUGCCAAGCGGGACUUUCUUUAGGAUCUUCUAAGAAUUACCCGAACUAUGAAAACCCUUUUACUCCACAUGAAAAAUCCUUCCAACCCCUUGAUUCUUGUCCCCGUGAUACUACAUCCACAUCAAAAUCUUCUCCUGCAGUGGUUAUCAGACCAGCACCUUCUGGAAGCCGUUUCUUCACACCGAAGACAGACUUGCACAAAAAUGUGGAUAUUUGCAAAUCUGGAGCUAGUAACAGUGAGAAAUCAGAUGUCCGUUACCUGUUAAAUAAGGGUGAGGAAUCUCCGGUCAAAGGGUUUACCUUGGACACAGGCCCACCGCUGGACUUUGGCAAGAUCAAUGACAUUUUUUAUGCAUCGUCGUCAAUUAACAAUCCGUGCCCAAGCCAUCCUUGUGGAAGCAAUAGCAUAGAGACUGCAGUUAAAGAAAGAUCCGGAUCUCAAGCUCCUUACAGUAGUGCACCACCUGUGACUUUUACUGAGAAAUGUUCAGAUGCUUUAGAACUUCAUAACCCAAAUGAAGAUUCACCCUGCUGGAAAGGUUCUCCUGCUUUUCGUAUUUCUCUCUGUGACUCUGUUGAAGCUCCAAGCCCAUGCCAAUUCAAAAGCAAACUAGAAUGCUCUGAUUUUGGUCAAAGCAAUCCUUUGUUCCCUCCACCAGAACAUUCAGGGAGAACUUCAAUAAAGAAACUUGGUGAGGACAAUCUACAUAACCAUAACGUAUAUGCAGGAAUUGGUCGGUCAAUUCCUUCAGAAGGCACUGGAACUAAUAACUAUAUUACAGAAGAGCACAGGACCAAUGACGUCACAAAAGAAACAUUUGAGCAUAUGGAUCUGUCCAGCAGCAGUGGGGUACUUAAAUUUUCUGAAGAUCUGAACAAGCCUAGCAAAGGAUAUAAUCUACCGCAUUACUCUGAAAACGACGGACCCACAGAGCAUUGUUUGACGGAGGGUUUUACACAUUCUGGUUUGAACCUCAAUGACACAUUAGAGGGUGGAGUAGUUGCACUUGAUGCUGCAGAAAAUGUUUUACGUUCACCAGCUUCUCAAGAAGAUGCCAAGCCGGCCCAACCAUAUCAAAUAGGAUCAAGUCCAAAACUGGAUGUUCAAACACUUUUGCAUGCAAUUCAUAACCUUUCGGAGCUACUUAAAUCUCAAUGUUUGACUAAUGCAUGUGUACUGGAGGAACAAGACCAUGACGCCCUUAAGCAUGCAAUUACCAAUCUUGGUGCAUGUACCGCUAAGAAGAUUGAAACAAAAGAUACAAUGUUUUCCCAGCAUGAUACUUUUGAGAAGUUUGGAGAAUCUCGCCGCUCUUAUAUGGGCACUGGGACAGGCCUCCCCCAGUUUAUGGAAGAAGUUACUUGGGAUUCUUGUGGACUAGGUAAUCAGCCUAUGCAUCAAGAUAAGAGCAAGAACAAUGGUAAGAAAGCUGAGAAUUCACCCCUUCUAACUCCUUCUGCAGAUGAAUUAGGGGAUUCAAAUGAAGAACAAGUGGCCCAGGCUAUAAAGAAAGUCCUCAAUGAGAACUUUCUCUCUGAUGAAAUAAUGCAGCCCCAAGCCCUUCUCUUCAAGAAUUUAUGGCUUGAAGCUGAAGCAAAAUUAUGUUCCCUAAGCUAUAAAGCUCGUUUUCACCGUAUGAAGAUUGAAAUGGAGAAGCAUAAAUUCAGCCAAGGAAAAGACCUAAACCUGAAUUCCUCAGUGGCACCUGAAGCUGAAAACGACAGCGCGUCAAAGACAACCACCCAAAGUCCCCCCUCUACUUCAAGCAAGAGUGUCCACAUUGAUGAUUCUGUAAUGGAGAGAUUUAAUAUCUUAAAUAGAAGGGAAGAGAAACUGAGUUCAUCUCUCAUGGAAGAGAAAAAGGAUCAGAAUGUGGAUCCCAAUGAUGCUGAGGAUCCUGUUAUGGCGAGACUCAACGUCUUAAGACAGCGGGGAGACAACUUGAAUUCAUCUUUCAUGGAAGAGAAAAAGGAUCAGGAUGUGAGUCCCAAUGAUGCUGAGGAUUCUGUAAUGGCGAGACUCAAUGUCUUAAGACAGCGGGGAGACAACUUGAAUUCAUCUUUCAUGGAGGAGAAAAAGGAUCAUAUGGUCGCCAAUGAUGCUGAGGAUUCUGUUAUGGCGAGAUUCAAUGUAUUAACGUACCGGGGAGACAACCUAAAUUCACCGUUGACGGAGGUGAAAAAAGAUCUGGAUAUGGUUGCUGCUGGUUCUGCAGGUACGGAGAAUCUUGGAUUGUUAAAAGGAGAAGUAUCAGAAGAUCAGAGAGCAAAUGUGGUCAUAGAACCUUACUUCUAUUAUCACAGUGUUAAUGCCAGCGAAGGUAAAUUUGGGUCUUACUCGGAUGGUUCUGGAUGUGACUCCAUGAAACAGUUUCUUCUCUCUGUCGCGGAUGAUCCAGUUGUCCAUUCAAAUAGGAAGGGCAGACUGGGAAAUCUCAACUCUUCAGGUUUGUAUGAUAAUUCUUCUUCAGAUUGGGAGCAUGUAGCCAGGGAUGAAUAUGUGUGACAGCUGACGAGACAUUGCUACGCGAAGAUAUUUAAUGUUCUCUUUCCAGUCAACAUAUGAAAACACUGUAUAUAUUGUAGAGUGCAUGUGAUGAAACUACGUAUGCCUAUUGUCUACUUUCUGAUACUGCAAUAUGCUUACUACGUUACUCGGUUGUGCA